UGAAGUGAGCUCGUGUGGAGCCCGUAUCGCUUUUGUCAGAUACUGUGUUUUGGCAUUCACCGGUCAGUGCGAGUUCCAAUGAUUUUGUUUUAGUUGAACAAGAGUGUUGAAGUGGAAGGACUCUGAUGUUGGUCUCGUUUUGUUUUUUGUGAGAGACCGCUGAUACAACCGGCAAAGUGUUGGGCGUAAAGCUGGAAAUGAAGACGGAGCACCGCACAUGUUGCGCGUGCGGCGAGGCGAUAGCGGACCGUUUCCUUCUGGAGGUGGGCGGCGGCGCGUGGCACACCGGAUGUCUGAGGUGUUGCGUCUGCGCCGUCCAGUUGGACCGACACCCGUCUUGCUUCCUCCGGGAUCGGCAGGUCUACUGUAAGCAGGAUUACGCCAAGAGCUUCGGUGCCAAGUGUUCCAAGUGCUGCCGGGGCAUCUCCUCAUCAGACUGGGUGCGGAAGGCGCGAGAGCAGGUUUACCAUCUGGCGUGCUUCGCAUGCGAUGCAUGUGGACGGCAACUGUCCACAGGCGAACAGUUCGCACUCCACGAGGACAGAGUACUCUGCAAACCACACUACUUGGAGACACUUGACGGAGGAUCUAUUUCUUCUGACGAUGGCUGUGACUCAGAAGGAUACCACAAGAGUAAAGCGAAACGUGUCAGGACCACGUUUACAGAGGAGCAGCUUCAGGUGCUGCAGGCAAAUUUUCAACUGGACUCGAACCCCGAUGGACAGGAUCUGGAGCGAAUUGCGCAAGUGACGGGUCUGAGCAAGCGAGUCACACAAGUCUGGUUUCAGAACAGUCGAGCUCGGCAGAAGAAACACCAGCAUACGGGAAAGGGGAAACAAAGUCAGCUGAUGUCGCGGGAUAGCGACCCGGUGGGGUUUGGCCGGCCCAUCAACCUACACCUCACGUACUCGUUCCAGAACAAACCCCCCUUUGUGCCGAUAGACGGCACCUCAUUCACGGACUCAUCGAUGGACGAGCUGUCGGAGGACUCUUCGAUCCACUGCAUGCAGAGCGAGGUGUGAGCACCAGUGACCGCGCUGCCACGUCGUGAACUACGUGGGCUCCGUGGUGCUUACUGAACCUCUUGUAUAUAUGAAGCAAAUGUGACCUCCUUUAUAUGCAAAGGUUGCCAUUUAUUAAGCUUGUAUACUGUUCCAGUCACAUAAAAAUAUAUUUAUUCAUUACUAUCCACCCGCCAAUUUUUAUACAGUGCAACUUUUAUAAGGAUAUCCAUCUUUUUUGUAAAUAACAUAUUAUUCAAUAAGGUAGCUUUUUAUAUGAGUAACAUGGAAGAUUAAAAAAAAAUAUUUAAUAUGUUUUUUAAUAUUACUAUUACAAUUUAUAUUCAAUUUUAUAAUAUAAUAUUAAAUAUUAGAUCUAUAAUAUUAAACGGUAGAUCUAUCGGUUAUACACAUAUUUGUAUACACUGUGGAAAUGGCGGACAGGCUUUCGGCCAACCUGAUUUAAAAUCUGAAACUAUUAUAUUUAAAUGCUUUCCGUAUCUAAUUUCACAGAUCUGACUGUCUUAUAUUCGAUUACGUAGAGUUAAAAUUUGCAAUUAGUCAUUCAAACGUGUUGGAUCUGUAAAUACUUUGUCAUAUAUAAUUAACAUGUGUAAUUUGUAAGCAUAUCAUAUUUUUGUUCCAAUUUUUAAUCAGGGUUGUCAACCUACAGACUUUUUGUAUCUGCGAGGAGACAGAUAUAAAUUCGUACAACGUAAAUUAACGAUGUUCCCGAACCUCGAACCGAACUCCAAAAACCCUUACAAAGGUCCUAGUGCGGUUGGCAUCCCAGAUAGUAAUAUUAUCUCCAAUUUUCUCUGCCUACUACAUUGUAAAAUGAUAAAGCCGUUAGAAAUAUUCAAUUUCUACGUGAUUUAAUAACUAUUAUUAUUUAUUCAGCAUAGCGUGGUACAAUGUGGAAAACAUAAAAGCAUCUAAAAACCAAGAUGGCGCUAUAUGCUAAUAGGGCCUUCGCUCAACUUGUGUGUAUGACUGCAGUACUGAUUUUCAGUGGAACCACCACUCAAAAAAAGUUUUAAGUCUCACUAACUAAUAUAUUUUUAAUUUAAGCAUUUACAGCUAUUUUUUUAUUAAUUCCACAAGUUUAUUUCCUUAUUUAUAAGAAAAUGCUAAAAAUCUUUUAUAAACCUAGUUUUACUAAUUUAAUUGUUUCGUGCUCUUCUUCACACCAAUUUUUAGAUUUAGAUUAAGAUAAAACAGUAUACUAGUUAAAGUGGGUUUGUAGGAGGUAUUAGCAUUUAUGUAGAAGGAAGGAUGAAGAUGAAAUACGAAAACUCCCCGUUUUCGUAUUUAUUAGCAAUACGUAUAUUGAAUACUAUUUUGGUUAUUCAAUUCCUAUUAUAAGUUAUAAACUCUGCAUCUACAGUAUAUGAAGUAUUGUAUGGUACAUAUAUCCUGUACUACAAUUGCCAUCUAAGCAAAUCUUUCUUUUCUUCUAUUGUUCACUUAAUAAUUUAAAAAUAAUUAAAUAUUUUUACUGUACUAUAAAUCUCCCGCGAAUAAAAACUCAAUAUAUUUUUAAGCACCCAUUUUAUUGAUUCCACGAAAUCAGAUUUUAUGGAAUUGAUUUAUGCACAUUCUUAAAACUCAGUCAUCGUUUAGUAAAACGGUAGGAAGCUGAGUUUAAAACAAUGUUUUGUAGAAUCAAAAUCAGGAUAUUAUUGAAAAAAUAUUUGCCAAUAAUUAAUAAAUACGUUUUAUUUAUAUUAUAAAUAGCGUGCUAUUCUACAUUUGAGUAACUGUGGAAGAUAUUCGUAAUAUUUAGAUACUUUUACUGUAAAAGUGGCAGAAAUUUUCCAUUAAUUAAUGAUUUUCUUUAUUUAUGCUAGCUAUGUAAUGUAAUUUAAAUUAUACAAUAAAAUGUAUUUUACCACUUUCAUAAAAUAAUGUAGACAAUGCAUAUUUAUUAUCUGUAUUUUUACCAAGAGUACACUACAGGAUAAGCAUUAAGAACAGACUGUCAAAGAUUGAAAUGUUGACACACAGAUCUUUCCGCCUACUCCGCAACCUCUUGGAAAAGCGAUGUACCUACAAUUUUUAUAUACUUGUUCCGCUCCUUAAAUUACUUCAUAAAUGAUUUACAAAUACGUACCUAUACAGUCAUAAUUCAUUGUGAGAAAAAUGGUUAAUUAAGAUUAUUCAUAAUUAUUGUAUAUUGUACAAAUAAAUUAUAACUUAUUAAAUACAUAAUGAAAUAUAAUGUUAUCUUAAUAAUUUAAGUCAACUUUUUUAUUUAUUGUAAAAAGUUAAGUUAUUAUAAUAAUUUAUUUGUAUCUAUUAACUGUGAUAUGUCAUGUGGUAACUAUAAUCAACAUUAUCUUAACGUACUCGUUAUAAGGUUUUUUAGAUUUCUAUAAUUGUAAAUGCGUCAAUAGAUAUAGAGUAUAUAGAUAUUUCAUAAUGAAUUCCUUAUUGCACUUAAUAUCUCCCUCGCACACACACUUCAAGUAUAUUGUCUAGAUUAAAAACGUCCAAAAUAUUAACGUAUGUAGGUAGGUAUAUUGCCAAAUGUCUGCUUCGGUCACUAAAUACUAAAAAAAUUGUUUUUUCAUCUCUUUUCGAAUUACAUUUUGAAUCUGGUGGAAAGACGAAAAUAGUCAUUUUCAUUUUCUCUUACUGUUACAAUAACAAAUUUACGAAUUUAUGUAUCUAUAAAAAUUCAAUUUAUUUAUUAAUUAAAUUAAGUAAAUAAUAAUGUCGUCUCUAUAACUCUACCACUGCCUGAUCAUUACCUCUACUAUCUAUUACUUCUUUACAUUAACUAUACCUAAGAUAUCUUUUAGGCGCUUAAUUAUGUAAUGCUUAUACUUCGCAUUUAAAACAGAUUAAAAGAAGCAGUUUCUUCAUUUUUGUAGUUAUGUCUGAAUUAUUUCACAGUUGUAAUUGCAAACAGUAUAACUUAGGAUGCACCUGAAACUCUCAAGAGUUUAUAGAAAAUUGCAUGGGAUUGCGAUUGUCAUCCGUUGCAACUGAGAAUUGUUAGUAUUACAUAUUAUACAUAAUUAGUCCCCAACUGAACGUUGUGUAACUCAUCACGAGAUUCGAAAUUGUAUUUGUAAAUAAGUACUCAAGUAAAUAUUUUUAGCUAAUUGAAAUUACUAAACUUUCAAUUAUCUAAAAAAUUUAAUUUUUGUAUAAUAUCAUUUAAGUGUAUGUACAUAAAAAGAAUCGAUUUGUGAAAUCGUCUGUAUGUAUUAUUUAUUCUAUUAGGUUAGCAAUUUAAUAAUUAUGAUGGUCAUUUAUAUUAUAAAAUUUCUUUGUUGUCAUACAAUUAAGUGCAAUAAAUAAUUUAUCUAUAAUACUUUACGUUUUCAGACAGUUUGUGAAAAUUUUGUUCUAAAAACGUAAUACAUUAUAUAUUAUACUUAUAUACACAUUACGUAUGUAUAAUAACAAUGAAUGUUUAUACUCAAAUUCCCUCACGAGAUAUAAAUACGUUUAAAUACUUUAUCAUUAGAAAAACCGGUCUGGUUCAUCACAAAUACAUAGUCAGUUUUUUCUGCAACUGAUAUCCUACUAUAUAAUAUUGCUCAGUUAAAUUGAAAAGGCGCUAUUAGCCAGUUCAAUUCAAUCACUUUGCUUAGAUUAUAAAUAUAACGUUUUAAGCACUAUAAAGUUUUUUAUUAUCUUUCAAAUCAUAAAAAUAGUUCGAUAGGAAAAGACAAAAUAAUUCAUUAGCUACAUAAUACGUUUAUUAGACAUUUGCAUUUUUAUAUGAUUAUUUUUUAGUAAAUUAAUUUCUAAAUUCAUAGUCUUUGCAAAUCUAUGUCUACUAAAUAAUCUAAUAUGUAUACAAACAUGUAAGUAAUCGUGUUAUGUUGAAAUAGUGCUAUAUUAUUUCUGUAUUUAUAAUCCGUAUGUAUUUUAUAUUGUAAAUAACUAAUUUAUGCUUAACAGUAAAUGCAAUGUAAAUUUAAUUUUUCUCAUAUUUAUUAUUAGUAGUCAGUGAAGUUAAUCAGUGUGUGUACAGACUGUUAUACAAUUACGUUAGAAAUGUUUAAAAUUAUUUAAUAUUAUAAUGCUUAAAUGAUAAUGGCGUUUCUAAAAUGUUUGUCCUUCUAUUUAUGUAUUAUUAACUUCCGAGAACGAAUAACAAUUUGUAAACAAAAGCAACUUUAUAUUUAUAGAGAUUUUUAAUGUUAAAAAUACAUUUAAGGAAUGACAUUUUGGUACCCGCUCUAAUGAUAUGACCGUAUUUGAAACCUUCUUGGUACGGACGGUAAAUGAGUGUAGAUAUAUAAUAUU
Molecule: messenger RNA, 5267 nt
Organism: Achroia grisella
Lineage: Eukaryota; Metazoa; Arthropoda; Insecta; Lepidoptera; Pyralidae
Gene: Awh
Product: LIM/homeobox protein Awh
Exons: 6
Coding region: 198-1022 (274 amino acids)
Biological process (GO): neuron differentiation; regulation of transcription by RNA polymerase II
Cellular component (GO): nucleus
Molecular function (GO): RNA polymerase II transcription regulatory region sequence-specific DNA binding; DNA-binding transcription factor activity, RNA polymerase II-specific
Source: RefSeq, a predicted model, not a curated record